Messenger RNA from Macrosiphum euphorbiae (potato aphid), 288 nucleotides. The record is from the annotation of a GenBank genome assembly. Lineage: Eukaryota; Metazoa; Arthropoda; Insecta; Hemiptera; Aphididae.
AUGUGGCAAGGUCUGACAUUUGGUACAAGGAAGCAGAGUAGUCCGGCACGUGGUACAUGGAAUUUCCGGAAUCAUCCGAAAUUUCAUGCACGGUGGCACGGUAGUCUGGCAAAGUGGCAAGUCGUGCAUGGUGGUGAUGUCCGGCAGCGCGGCCCCGGAGGCAUUGUGCGUCGAGGUGGACAUUCAUGCGUUGGACAGUUAGUUGACGCCGAUGGAAGGUCUCCGGUUUCCUUUGGACACCUGAUGUGGGGUGGACGGUAUCCGUUUUUCUGCGGAGCGUCGAGCUAG